CGCCCUCUGCCCGCAGCUCGGUCCCGCGCUGCCCCCCGCGCCGGGCCCGCGCCGGGAUGGGGUAGGGGCAGCGCCACGGAGUCGGGCGAUGGGCCGCCCUCUGGGCACCGAGCAGCCCCCCGAGGCCUGACCGAUCGCGAGGACCGGCGGAGGAGCCCCGCCUGGAUGUCAAGCGGAUGCCCCAGUGCCUCCCAGCGGACUCGGUGGGGACCAUGGCUUCGCUGAUGCCCCUCUCCCCAUAUUUAAGCCCCACGGUCCUCCUGCUGGUCAGUUGUGACCUGGGCUUUGUGCGAGCAGACCGGCCUCCCUCUCCUGUGAAUGUGACAGUCACUCACCUCAGAGCCAACUCGGCCACUGUGUCCUGGGACGUCCCAGAAGGCAACAUCGUCAUUGGCUACUCCAUUUCCCAGCAAAGACAGAAUGGCCCUGGACAGCGUGUGAUCCGGGAGGUGAACACCACCACUCGGGCCUGUGCCCUCUGGGGCCUGGCUGAAGACAGUGACUACACAGUGCAGGUCAGGAGCAUCGGCCUGCGGGGAGAGAGCCCCCCAGGGCCUCGGGUGCACUUCCGAACUCUCAAGGGUUCUGACCGGCUACCCUCAAACAGCUCAAGCCCAGGUGACAUCACAGUGGAGGGUCUGGAUGGAGAGCGACCGCUGCAGACAGGGGAAGUGGUCAUCAUUGUGGUGGUGUUGCUCAUGUGGGCUGCUGUAAUUGGGCUAUUCUGCCGCCAGUAUGAUAUCAUCAAGGAUAAUGACUCCAACAACAACCCCAAGGAGAAGGGGAAGGGGCCGGAACAGAGUCCUCAGGGAAGGCCAGUGGGGACAAGACAGAAAAAGUCCCCAUCCAUCAACACCAUCGAUGUAUGAAUGAAGAAACAGAACCAGAAAACAGAUGCACUAGCAACCUGGGGAUGGGGAUGGGGUCAGGGAGAGCCCCAGCUGGUGAUCUGCCCAAGACUGAAGGAUCCCAGUUUCCUAGAGGGUAAUGACACUCCCACAACCUCAGGCCUGGUACCCGUCCUCUUUCCACUGUGAGCAGGGCCAGAAGGUAGGUCUUAGGGUCUGCACCCCUGGACCUGGGGAAUGGCUAUCAGAUGGGAUACGUCCUUCCAUCCCCCAGGUCCAGGGGAGAGUCACUUACUCAACUGUAUCCCAUUAGGUCCCAAACGGGACCCCCAUUUCACCUGCAUCAGGACUCUCGGCAUCCCCAGCUGCCCCCACAUCUUGCCUCUGGGUCUCAGAGAGGGGUGUUUCUUUGGGGACUCCCCCUCCCCCAGCAAAUAAAAGGAAAUGUCUGGGUCUGGAGGCAGAUGCCGCACUGCACUACUCCAAUGUCUUCCAUGGAGCCUCGGGUGCUCCCCCUCUCACCCGGUAGCCCCUCCAGCUGCUGGUGACCUCACCCCUUGGACAUUUUUCCAAUAAAGGUUCUUGGACAAACUGGA
Molecule: messenger RNA, 1444 nt
Organism: Felis catus (domestic cat)
Lineage: Eukaryota; Metazoa; Chordata; Mammalia; Carnivora; Felidae
Gene: FNDC4
Product: fibronectin type III domain containing 4
Exons: 7
Coding region: 177-869 (230 amino acids)
Molecular function (GO): protein binding
Source: RefSeq, a predicted model, not a curated record